CCUUUUGAAGUGAAGUAAUGGUAAAACUUCACAAUGGCCGAAAAUACAAGUUUACUGUCGACCACUGUCUACAAUUUCUCCUCCGUGAACAUCUCGCGCCAUGUCACCAUUCCGGAACCCCCUCGGUAUAUCAUCAUCUUGGCCAGCGUCAUGUAUUCCUUGAUUUUCAUCGCCGGAGUCAUCGCCAACCUCUCUGUCGUCAUUGUCGUCGGUGCUGCAAAGCGCGUCAGGUCCCGGAUGAGCUUCUUGUUUGCCAACCUGAGCCUGGCCGACCUUCUGGUCCUCAUCGUCUGCAUGCCUUCAGCAGCCAUCGACCUCUUUGCCAAAGAAGUUUGGUACCUUGGCGAGUUUAUGUGUAAAUGCGUUCCAUUUGUUGAGAACUUAGUGUCACUGGCUUCUGUCCUAACAAUCCUGGUUAUUACGUACGACCGAUACCGAGGGGUCUGCCACCCCCUCUCCGUACGAUCCUUCUGGACCAAGCUCAGGGUACCGACAAUAAUCUUCAUAGUCUGGCUACUGGCGGGGCUGGCUAGUUUACCCGUCAUCUUCAUCGCCAUUUACCGUGACUCCAACUUCUUCGACGGAACGCCCAUCAAAGUCUGCAGAAUGCCCAUAAACAGCACCUGGAAGAUCGCGUACAUCUUGGGCAUCUUCGUGGUAUUCUUUAUCGUUAUUUUAGCGAUCCUGAGCGUGUUGAUCUUCCGUAUGUGCAAGAAACUCCUGUGGCAUGCCCAGUUCCUGGAAGACCGGGCGGAACAAGAUUCCGAGAAAACGGUGACCGGAAGACGUAGAAUCGUCUUCAUGCUGAUCAUCGUCAUCGUCACCUUUUUCCUCUGUCUGCUUCCUCAGCGAAUCGUUGGCAUCUGGAUCAUCUUUGCAGACCACGGCGCUCUUUACGCUUUGGGACUGGAGGGCUACCUUAACUUGAUUACGUUUCCAAGAGUAUUGAUGUACAUCAGCAGCGCUACUAAUCCCAUCAUUUACAACAUCAUGUCGACCAAGUUCAAGUCAGCCUUAAAAGACACAGUUUGCCACUGCAACAGAGUCGGUAUGUGUUGUCUAGACACGGUGCCUAGACUGAGGGCCCGGACAAGCAGCUUUCACCUGUCCAGACUGUCUCUGAGCUCCAAAAGCACUCACUUCCAGCAGCAGUGGUCGCCCCGUUCUCGUCACUCCACCGGCGAAUCAUCUCACAAUGAAACAAAGUUUAUGUUAAAGAAGGAAAAAUCUAUCGAAAGUGUAAUGUGACUUUACCAUUUUUUUCUGCAUGGUGUGUUUAUUUUGUUUUUGCAUGCAAACUAAUAUUGUACAGAAAUGAACAUCAUGGGCGAUGUGACUUACUUUUGGAUGUAACUGUAUCGUUUUUGGUGUAUAUUUGAUGGCAUAAAACAAAAUUCAAAAUAAAUAAAAAAAAAAAAUCGUAAAAAAGUUUUCCGACGG
This is a messenger RNA of Magallana angulata, 1440 nucleotides long. RefSeq names its product QRFP-like peptide receptor. NCBI's taxonomy places the organism in Eukaryota, Metazoa, Mollusca, Bivalvia, Ostreida, Ostreidae. The record is from RefSeq and is a predicted model, not a curated record. Gene Ontology annotation, cellular component: plasma membrane. The transcript has 2 exons. Gene Ontology annotation, molecular function: G protein-coupled receptor activity. The coding region runs from base 34 to 1248 and encodes 404 amino acids. Gene Ontology annotation, biological process: G protein-coupled receptor signaling pathway.